AUGAGCUUCUUCAAUUCAGUACUCAGCUCCAUCGGCAACAAUGGUCCACAACCUCCCAUGCCACUACCGCGGCCUCAGAUCGAAAGACCAAGCGAUCCGGUUUCUGAGCAGCGUCGCAUCCAGGGCCAGAAUGGCGUCUCGUCAGCCAACACAGACCUGGCCCAAAAUAAAAAGCGCAAGGCGGAAGAUGGAUUAGCAGGUCGAGACGGCAAGAUCGUGAGGAACAGCAUGGCAAGUGGGCAAAUUGCUCGUGCGACACCGUCGACAAAUCCACAGGCAAGAGCCUCAAAGCCUCCCAUCUCGCUCUCGUCUUCUAGCGCUGUAAUGCCUUACCGCGGUACUAGCAGAUUCGACCCGGCUUCUGCUACUCCUACAACACCUACGGGAGACGGUCUGAAGGCACCAAAGAAAGGAUCAUAUGCGGAGAUCAUGGCUCGAGCCAAAGCAAAUCAAUCCAAGCCUCCCGUAGGCACCAUUAGUCAUAAGCCCAAGGAGCAAAUUGCGCCAAGUUACAAGAAGGAGCUGAAAAUGAAAAAGAAGGCGAUGAAGGACAAGAAACUUGGCAUCAAGAAUAACAGCCGCCCCGGGUCUUCCGGUAGUCUGAGCAGCAGUCCGGCUCCAGGAUCUGUAGCGAAUAAGAAGAUUGCAGCUCCGGCUUACAAGGGGACAGCAAAACCCAAACCCCAGCUACCACAACCAACUUACAAAGGAACCAUGAAACCAGCCUCCGCGACUGCCAAGCCCCCAAUUGCGAGAGACCGAGAUGCCAAUCCUCGCAAAUCCCGAUACGACGAAUACGCAGCCACUGACGAGGAUGACUUGGACGACAUCGAAGAGGACGAAUAUGGUUCUGAUGGAUCCGAUGACAUGGAGGCUGGCUUUACGGAUGUGGAACAAGAAGAGACCGUGGCAGAGAAGGCUGCAAGGAAGGAAGAUGAAGACGAGUCGAAGAUGGAAGCAAAGCUCAAGAAAGAGAAGGAGGAGAGAAGGAAGAGAUUGGAGCAGUUGGCUAAGAAAGCGAAGCCGCAGAGGUAUUGA
Molecule: messenger RNA, 1038 nt
Organism: Letharia columbiana
Lineage: Eukaryota; Fungi; Ascomycota; Lecanoromycetes; Lecanorales; Parmeliaceae
Exons: 2
Coding region: 1-1038 (345 amino acids)
Source: RefSeq, a predicted model, not a curated record